GCUUUGUUUUUGUUGUUGUUGUAAUGCAUUGUUUUGUUGUUGGUUAAUGAAUUUCAAGAUUUCCUGAAGUAAAAGUACAGAAAUAUUAUUAUUGAAGACUAUUUCAAUAUUUUGAAACAUAAGACGUUCGUGAAAUAUAUUUCCACUAAUAUUUCAAACAUAUAGAGCAUUUGGCCUCAAAGCUGGAAAAUCUUGCAAUGGCCCAUUCCGGAGUGGUCCCGGCAGGCAAACGAAAAGAAAUUUACAAAUAUAUCGCCCCAUGGCCCCUUUACAGCAUGAACUGGUCAGUCAGACCAGACAAAAGGUUCCGUUUAGCCUUGGGAAGCUUUGUGGAAGAAUACAACAACAAGGUACAGGUGGUUUCCCUAGAUGAAGAAAGCAGUGAGUUCACAGCCAAAAGUACAUUUGAUCAUCCAUAUCCAACUACCAAAAUCAUGUGGAUUCCUGAUAGCAAGGGUAUCUUUCCUGAUUUGCUGGCUACCAGUGGAGAUUAUUUGAGAGUUUGGAGGGCAGGAGAACCAGACACUAGGUUGGAAUGUGUUCUGAAUAACAAUAAAAAUUCAGAUUUUUGUGCCCCUCUCACCAGUUUUGAUUGGAAUGAAGUUGAUCCCAAUUUGGUUGGAACCUCAUCUAUUGACACAACUUGUACCAUAUGGGGAUUAGAAACUGGACAGGUUAUGGGCCGUGUGAAUUUGGUAUCUGGCCAUGUAAAGACUCAACUGAUAGCUCAUGACAAGGAGGUGUAUGACAUAGCCUUUUCACGAGCAGGAGGUGGAAGAGACAUGUUUGCUUCUGUAGGAGCAGAUGGUUCUGUUAGAAUGUUUGAUUUGAGGCACCUGGAGCACUCCACCAUCAUUUAUGAAGAUCCCUCUCAUACACCCCUCUUGAGGCUAGCUUGGAACAAACAAGAUCCCAAUUAUUUGGCCACAAUUGCCAUGGAUGCUUGUGAGGCGAUAAUCGGCGGUAUGUCUCUGACCACGCAGGUGAUCAUCCUGGACGUCCGCGUGCCGUGCACUCCCGUCGCCCGCCUCAACAACCACCGCGCAUGCGUGAACGGCAUCGCGUGGGCGCCCCACUCCAGCUGCCACAUCUGCACCGCAGGCGACGACCAUCAGGCGCUCAUCUGGGACAUCCAGCAGAUGCCCAGAGCCAUAGAAGAUCCCAUCCUGGCGUAUACGGCUGCAGAAGGGGAGGUCAAUCAGAUCCAGUGGGGCGCCACGCAGCCCGACUGGAUCGCCAUCUGCUACAACAAGGCGUUGGAGAUUUUGCGCGUGUAG
Phaedon cochleariae (mustard beetle) is the source of this 1277-nucleotide messenger RNA. NCBI's taxonomy places the organism in Eukaryota, Metazoa, Arthropoda, Insecta, Coleoptera, Chrysomelidae. The record is from the annotation of a GenBank genome assembly.